Molecule: messenger RNA, 4896 nt
Organism: Saitoella complicata NRRL Y-17804
Lineage: Eukaryota; Fungi; Ascomycota; Saitoellomycetes; Saitoellales; Saitoellaceae
Exons: 2
Coding region: 1-4896 (1631 amino acids)
Biological process (GO): phosphorelay signal transduction system; phosphorylation
Molecular function (GO): phosphorelay sensor kinase activity; protein binding
Source: RefSeq, a predicted model, not a curated record
AUGACCGCCGCCGCCGUCUCCCACAACACCACGCCGGACUCCCUGGGCUCCAUCUCGUCACUGUCGUCAAACAACUCCACCUCCUACCCUUUCCCGUACACAGCUACACCAACACAACAGCCCAAAAGCGAGACGCCAACACCACGAGGUGCUCCUAACGGCUUUCCCGGUCCGACAAACCAACAUGGUAACCCACUUUUCCCAGCACCAAAUAUUUACGAUCUUACACUACGACUCAACUCGGCCAUCGGUAUCGAGUUGUUUUGGAAGAGUGUUGUGGAUAUACUGGUGGAAAAUUACUGUGCGGAGCGUGUGACGCUGGCCAUCCCUAACGAUCUGACAGACGUAGAAAACGUACCCUGGGGUCUCAAGGCGACUUACGAUGGAGCAACAGACUUUGCUGCACCAACAUCAGGGGGCGGUGCGACGUCGACGUCACCUCCACAAGGUGUACCAUCAGAAGCAAAUAUUAUGGAUCCCUCGGUGCCAUUUGAGAAUGAACCGGAUGAUGACACUACGCCGACAACAGGAAUGCCUGACCAGUCACGACCGCCUCUUCCAAACAGAUCGCGUGGACCGUCCGUCAAUUUACCAACUGGUAUGCGUGGAAAAGUACAUCGUGCACUGCUUCCUCUGGAAGACGGCGACGAGCCUCUGAUCGACAACAUUGGUGUCGCACGCGUCAUCGAGCGUGGACGGCCGGUUGUGCUAUCACGAGAGUACAGAGAUAUUAAUACCUUCCUCGAGCGAGGUCAAGGACAGACGACUUCUCCAGCGCAUAUCGAGCUCAAGCAGGACCAGUUGAAGCAGAGACAAGAACGCAUCGCAAGCAAAGCGGCAGAAAAGGAUGCUAACAAAGGUACUCCUCAAAAGCCGCUGCGAAACCCCAUGGAGGAGUAUUUCAGCGAAAAGCCGACCUCAGCACGAAAGAAUGUCAUGGCUUCGCUAAGUAGCCACCUUCACCAGCCGUUCCCUCCGCAGAGAAGUGCGAGCUAUGAAGAGUAUGAGCAGGCUAUGCUCUCGCCUUGGUCUUCGUCACCUGCGCCAUCACCUGCAGUGCACACUGACAGCAAUCGCAACCCCUUCUUCGAAAGCCCCAUGGUCGAGGAAGAAGCUUUCUGUCCGUCAGAGUUGAGUCCGGUGUACACUCCCUACGAGCAGGUCUACACCAUCGGCAUGGAAAGUGCGCAUUCAGUUAUUCACGUCCCCCUCAUCCACCCAACCUCCGCCAAACCCGUCAGUGGCGCAAGCGGUACCGUCCCGAUCGGUAUCCUCAGUUUCCUGUCAAAAGUCAUCCCUUACCCUCAGAACCUCGUCGACUCACUCGACAGCUUUGCGCCUUUGAUUGCAACGAGUUUGAGUCAGGCUUUGAGCCACUCGAAUAUCUUGCACCAGCUUGCUUAUGCUCCUCGUCAGCCAUCUCAGUCGACGAGUGGUAGUUCGCCGGCGGCAUCACGGGCAAGGAGCUAUAGUCGAACGGAUUCGUUGGAUAGCUCGCCUGCAUUGGCCAGCAGCCCGUCGUUCUCGAGUUCGAGCUCGGUUGGUGAGCGUGCGUCGUGGGAGGGAAUGGCUGGUAUUGCAGCGGGCAUGCUCAGUCCCAAUGUCGCCAUGUUGGGAACGCCGCUGAGUGCCGGUGAGGUCUCUGGUGACUCGUACUUCUCUAGAGUUCGGAGACCAGUCGCUGUACGAGCACCUGCUAGUUCGAGUUCAGUCCUAUCUUCAGCUGCGUCCAACGCUGGUGAUCUGAAUGUUCCCGUGGCAAGCGGAAGCAGCAGAGGCAGUGCGAGCAGCGAUGAUCUUCCUACUCCGAAGCUCUCUGACAAGAAAAUGGAGGAUGUCAAAGAGGAUGGGAAUGGACAGGAAGAGCAGGAAACGUCACCGGGAAGGAGGGUGGCGAGUGCUACAUCGAGGAGGAGAAAGGCAAGGAGACCAGCGUCGUUGUUGCAUUCACAUGGUGCAAGCACUUCGGCAACUUUGUCGGGCGGCUUUGGAAGUGGCAGCGUUCCUGCAGAGAGACCGGUUCACAACGGAGGAAGGCGCUCGAUGUCUACCGGUUCUUCAUCUUCUGGUCGCGGCGAGAUGCCCGUGCCGAGCGCACGUCUGCUCAAGGUCAUCGUGGAUUCUAUCCCCGUGCAUGUCUUUACUGCCAGUCCACAAACUGGCAAAAUUACCUGGAUAAAUGCGCGGUCUCUUGCAUACCGUGGACAAACCGCAGGAGAGGUAAUGAAAGACUUCUGGGGCGCAUUGCACCCCGAUGAUCGGGAUUCGUAUGUCAGUGGAUGGAAGGAGGCGAUUGCGAAGGGAGUCGGUCAUGCUAGGCAGGUACGAAUGAGGCGAUUCGAUGGUGUCUACCGAUGGUUCAUGACCCGUGCUGUUCCCCUCCGUGACUCGCGAGGUGCGGUUGUUCACUGGUUUGGCACGUCUAUGGACAUCCACGAGCAAAAGCUGGCCGAGCAGGAUGCAGCACGACAAGCGGAGACUGCGGCGAGUGAAGGAAAGUACCGCAGUUUGGCUGAAGCUAGUCCUCAGAUCGUAUUCGCUGCUACUCCAUCUCAGGGUAUCACUUAUGCGAACACGCAGUGGUUCAGGUAUACCGGAGGUUCUUUCGAGGCUACGGUUCGAUUGGGAUUCAUCUCAUUCGUGCAUCCAGACGAUCGCCUCAAAUGUGCCUUGCCGGCUGGAGUGUGUCCUACGAAAGAUGCGCCUUUCUCUAGUGAGUUACGCUUGAGAAAGCACGACGGCGAAUACAGGUGGCACCUCAUCAAGUGCGUCUGCGUCGAGGGUUCCUCGGGCAAUGGCGAAGACGACUUGUGGUUCGGGACAUGUACCGACAUCAACGAUCACAAGUUGCUUGAACAGAAACUUAAGGAGACCAACGAGGCUGCGCAGAGGGCGAUGGAGAGUAAGACGCGUUUCUUGUCGAACAUGUCUCAUGAGAUCCGUACCCCACUGAUCGGAAUCACUGGUAUGGUGGGUUUCUUGAUGGACUCUCAAUUAACGCUCGAGCAGUUGGAUUACGCCCAUACUAUCCAACAGUCGGCCGAUGCCCUCUUGAGUGUCAUCAAUGACAUUCUUGAUCUCAGCAAGGUUGAAGCUGGAAUGAUGAAGCUUACAUCGGAAUCAUUCAAUGUUCGAAGCAUGGUUGAGGACGCCAACGAGUUGCUCAGUACUAUGGCUACUGCAAAGGGGCUUGAGCUCAAUUACGUCGUCGAGGAGAACGUACCUGCUAUCAUUUCGGGCGAUAGGAUCAGAUUGCGCCAGGUUGUCCUUAACGUCAUCGGUAACGCGAUUAAGUUUACCUCCUCUGGUGAGGUCUUCUCCCGUGUGUCGGUCGCAAAGGACGCCGACGUCGGUGCGGACGAGAUUCUGUUGAAUUUCGAGGUUCACGAUACUGGACCCGGUUUUGACAAGAAGGACGAGCAGUAUAUGUUCAAACCCUUCAGUCAGAUUGACACGUCCAGCACUCGCAAGCACGGAGGUACUGGACUGGGUUUGGUUAUUUCACGUCAACUUAUUGAGCUUCAUGGCGGUAAGAUGACAUGUUCGUCGGUCAAGGGCGUUGGUUCUACGUUCUUCUUCAGUGCCAAAUUCAAGCUCGCUGAGACUGUUGCUACUGCCGCAAAGAAUUCUGCCGAGCCUGACGCUUGGGAGCUUUGUAAUACCGAUCCACCCGCUACUCGUCCUAUGGCUUCCCCGGGCAAGGGCAAUACGUCUGAUAACACGGUGCCUUCCCUUUCUCAGGGAUCGUCUGCUUCGUCUGGUUGGUCGUCUGUUUCUUCGAACCCAGUGUCGGCAGCAAUGAAGGACCAGAACAGCGUGCUUGCGGAUGCAUUUGCUUACGUGGCUGAGACGACCGGUCAGAACAAGGCUGCAAGGACGUUGAGACCGUCUAAUGUACCGAGCACUCCUUCAUCUUCGGGCGAGUCGACUGCUACGGUCACAGACAAACCAUCAGGCCCGCCCAAGAGCUCACCUCCUACGCCUCCCAUGUACAACAUCCUCGUUAUCGCGGAGCAGCCUUACGGUCGCAUGGCUAUCCAACAUCACAUUCGGAUGACUUUGCCAAAGACCAUUCCCGCAGCCAUCGCGACCUCGAACAGCUUCCGUUCUGCUUAUGAUAUCGUCACCAAGAAGUCACCCACGAUCUUCAGUCACAUCGUGAUCUCUCUUCCAGAGCAGUCGGAGGUCAACAAGCUGUUGCAGGCUCUCUCGAAGGCGGCUGCUUAUGCGAAUACUAUGUGUAUCGUGCUUACCACACCCAUUCAACGGUCUUCGAUCUUGGAUGGAUGCGGAGAUGCUGCCAAGAUCUUGGGUGACCGGUUGCAGUUCAUCUUCAAGCCGGUCAAGCCAUCCAAGUUUAGUGUCAUCUUUGAUCCGCAGAGCGAGCGUAACGAGAGUACCGACAUGAAGAGGCAGAGUGCGCAGCAGGUGGUAGCGCAUCAGAAAGAGGUCUUCAAGUCUAUGGAAGAUGAGGUUGGAGGAAAGGGUCACAAGGUGUUGCUCGUUGAGGACAACCCUGUGAACCAGAAGGUCAUGCAGCGGUUCCUUCUGAAGGUCGGGUUGGAAGUGGAGAUCGCUUCCGAUGGUGUGGAAUGUGUUCAGACGUACUUGAACAAGCCUCACGGCUACUAUUCCCUCAUUUUGUGCGAUUUGCAUAUGCCUCGCAAAGAUGGGUUCGAAGCAACUCGCGAGAUUCGUGACUGGGAACAGACCAAUUUGCCUCCGGGCGUAGCACAAGUACCUAUUGUUGCUCUUUCAGCUAACGUCAUGUCCGACGUGGCCGAAAGGUGCACUGCAUCUGGGUUUACAUCCUACGUUUCGAAACCCGUGGACUUCUCUACUUUGAAGGACACGAUUGUACAGUUGUUGAACAUCAAGUCGCCUGGAAAGGUUUGA